Molecule: messenger RNA, 492 nt
Organism: Colletotrichum paranaense
Lineage: Eukaryota; Fungi; Ascomycota; Sordariomycetes; Glomerellales; Glomerellaceae
Exons: 2
Coding region: 1-492 (163 amino acids)
Source: RefSeq, a predicted model, not a curated record
AUGAACGAUGAACCACCCCGUCAUCAUCCUGGCCAGCUCGGUUCGAGGGAAUGCGUACCGAGGAACACGGAACACGGGACUCCCCGUCAAGACUAUGUACCGACAGCGGCGGCCGACAGAGGCUCACUUGUAGCUUUCGCCUUAGACUCAGGCGCCGCACGCCUCACCCGCUCACUCCAUCUCAUAUGCCUCGCCCUCACUUCAGGUGCAUCCUCUGUCCGUAUAAAGACAGAUAGAGAGGAGACCGGCGACCGAAAACAGACACGGCCCGGCAACAACAGCAGUGACAAGCAUCAUAGCAUUCAUCUCCGUGGCUGUUUCUGUCACAUGCGAUCCGCUCUUCUGCUCACUUUGAGCGCCCAUGUCUCGCUGUUCGUGGACCUCAAUGAACCUUUGCUCGACUUCUCUUGUCGCCGCAAUCUUUCGAGAGUCAUUAUCUCAGACAAGAGUCUCGACCCCAUGCGCCUAUCGGCUGUUGACUGGGCCGCCUAG